UAUUUUACUUCGAUUUCAUACAUAUUUAAUAUUUUAACACCAAUCAUUAUUUUUAUUUAAACUAUGACGAGAAAUGUUGUUUGUCACAAAAAAACUAAAAAUAGGUACUUCUAGACGAUUACAUAAUAUUAUAUUAUUAUAUAAUUGCACACUAAAUGUACGAAACAAAAUUCAAACGAAACUAUUAAAACUACUCGGGUCUCGGGCAUUGGUGAAUGAAUAAUAGCAAUUUUCAUACACCAAACACAUAAUAUUAUUAUGUAUGUUCUAUAUAUAUAUACUAUUUGAGAGGCGUUUAUUAUUUGGUAGAUACAACUUAAAAUUAAGUAUUUAUGGUGUGUAAAAAAUUACAUUUCAUAACGUCAAUAAUUACUAUAAUCAAGUAUUCUAAUAACGUGUGUUCCGUGUGUCAGAUACUCCGAUAACAUCUCCGAGCACUUUAUUUUGGCAUUUAUUGAAUUUUAACAAUAAUACUUCGAAUUCAAACUCUGGAAAGUCAUUUAGUGUGCUGAGUUCACUCGUGUCGUAGUGACAACACCAGUCUUCACAUUUUUUACUAUGUCUGACGAAAACACUUUCCAACCCGUUUAUCUCAAGGAUAGGAAUUUCACUGAAUCUGGAUAUGAACGGCAGUUGAAACAAAGUUCAUUAGCCAAUGUGGCGGUCCGUUCGAAUUACAACGCACUGAGCUUAAAAGAAAACAAGGGAAAUAUCGCACUUGAAAUACAAGACGAUCUCGGUAUGCCAGUAAACUACGUGAGAAUCAAAGCCUUGGAAGACAGUAUUAGGAAGGAUAUAAUCAGCGAUAAAAAUUCGUUGCACAGAGCCAUCACGCCCUUACUUAUUUUGGUGCAAAUAUGCGCUCUUUUACCGGUGCAAGGCAUUAGAGGACAAAACACUAGUUAUUUAGUUUUCAAUUGGUUCAGCUGGAUAAUGUCAUACAGCAUUAUUUUAGUUUGCUCUUCUCUGUUGAUGAUUUUGUUAAUAGUAUUCAACUUGUAUAGGAAUGGACUGACAUAUGAAAUCACUGGUGAUUUAGUAUUUUAUGGAGGUACACUAAUCAAUUACAUGGUUUUUAUCCAUUUGGCAAGGGAAUGGCCAAAAGUUAUGGAAAAAUGGGAACUAAUGGAACGUGAGAUGAAACAGUAUGGAUACCCACCCAACAUGGCAUUUAAGAUUAAAAUGUUAACAUGCAUCAUCAUGUUACUUUCAAUAAUUGAACACUUGGCUUCUAUUUUAACGGGAGUAUUGAAAGCUAUACAUUGCUCACCGGAUGGACUAGACAUUUUUCGACUUUACAUUUUGACUUCGCUCGAAACCGUUUUUACGUUUAUAGACUACUCGUUCGUAGUAGCUAUAAUUUUGAAGUUUUUUAAUUGUUUGUAUUCUUUUGCUUGGAAUUUUAUGGACUUAUUAAUAAUCGUACUAGCCUGUGCUUUGACGGACAAAUUCAAGCAGCUCAACCAAAAAUUAGAUAGCGUAAGAGGAAAAGUGCUCCCAAGUAUGUAUUGGCGGAAAUCUAGGGAAACAUAUAAUGUUUUAGCGUCGUUAACUCACGAUUUUGAUGAAUUUCUAUCUCCAUUGAUAUUAUUAUCAUUUGGUCAUAAUUUGUACUUCAUUUGCUUACAGCUUCUCAACAGCUUGAAACCUAUGCACAGCUCUUGGGAGGCUCUAUGUUUCGCAUUUUUAUUUACAUACCUAGUUGGAAGAACAUGCGUGGUGUCUUUGUAUGUCGCAUCCAUUAAUGAUCAAAGCAAAAAACCAAAAACUGUCUUAUUCUCUGUGCCAGCAGAGUGCUAUGGAGUCGAGGUAGAAAGAUUUUUAAUGCAAGUGACGGCUGAUGAAUUAUCAUUUACUGGAUGUAAUUUUUUCUCCGUCACAAGGACGUUUAUGCUAACGGUUGCUGGAACUAUAGUCACAUACGAGAUAGUAUUAAUACAAUUUAACAAUGUGGCUAGCGAAAUACCUGAUCAAAAUAAUACUUUUGCUAAUUAUUGUCCAAAGUUAUUAUGAUUCAUCGAUUGGCUGGACAAUUAAACGAAGUUCACAUCUUUAGCGAUAAAGGAAUAUUAUGGAAAGUUAGAAAAUAACCAAUGAUUUGUCUAUUAUUAAAUGUAUAAAGUGUUUGUAAACAUCGGUUAUAGUUUUUACUUUCAUAAGAAAACAAUUCAUGUGUAAUUGGUAAUAUCAAUACCUAAUAAUUAAAAUAUAAUAACUGUCAGGUAAAAAAAAUGUCAUGUUUGUUAGUUGGCUAUAUUCGAAAUCUGAAAAUACUAAUAAAUCUUGGUAGAAUUACGAAUUUAGACAUUUUAAUAAUGGAACACUCUUCAAACAAAUUAAUACGUUAUAAAUACUUUAUUAAUUGUUCAUUUUUUUUCAGUACUAACAUAUUUUAAAAUAAAAUUACACUAUUUAAUAUUUAUAAUCGUUUAAAUUGUCUUGAAUAUAUCUUUAUUAUGUUAAAGUUUUAAAGUUUUCAUUAGGCACAUUUAAGCAAUAUGUAUCUAUACCUAAUUAUAUUUUACAAAAAUUAACUUAAAAAAUAAUGAACACUUAUAGAUGUUGAAUAAAUGUGGUCCGAUAAUUUAUAAAUAUUUUAUUAUUAGCUAUUAGCCCAAAAUUGGCCUGAAUUUUUUGUUUUCCCGUGGCAAAUCCUUAUUCCUAGUCCUUCCCUGGUUACUGAUAUUUAAGUAAUUUCGGCUGUUACUGGUCAUCAUUUA
Molecule: messenger RNA, 2720 nt
Organism: Acyrthosiphon pisum (pea aphid)
Lineage: Eukaryota; Metazoa; Arthropoda; Insecta; Hemiptera; Aphididae
Product: gustatory receptor for sugar taste 64f-like
Exons: 9
Coding region: 559-2013 (484 amino acids)
Biological process (GO): detection of chemical stimulus involved in sensory perception of taste; sensory perception of chemical stimulus
Cellular component (GO): membrane
Molecular function (GO): taste receptor activity
Source: RefSeq, a predicted model, not a curated record